CAGAUCCAGACAGGGCCAGGCGCAGUGUAAUCACAAUCAGUGCAGUUUCGGUAUUGGUUGUGCUUGGGUUCCUCUGUCAAUGAUUGUUGCAAGAUUUUCAAGGUCGACUUGGAUUCAUGCGUCCAUAAUAUCAAGGAGGAAACUGCACCAUUCAAGAAAAAUCCAGUUUGGCAUCAAAGAGUUGUGCGUUUAUAUCUGCUUUUCCGUCGAUGCAAAAAGAAUGACGUGGCAUUGGUCUUGGCUGCGGCAUUAAGGGCUGGCGCGCCAUAUAUACACGCCGAAUUUCAUCUCUAUUAAAAAUAAUUGGAGCCGCAGCAGCAGAGACAAAUAACGACGCGGCACAUAUAUUCCCCCCGUGUCGGUUUCGAUCAUCCGUUGAAAACACCAACGAGAACGAGUUGGGCUGUUUUGUUGUUGUGAAGAGAAGAGUUUUUAUCGUGCGGCAUCAUCGCUUUCGAGGUCCUUCUCGUUCCAGUAUUUUCUUCCGUCCCACCCACUACAAUUCGGCUGCGCGCGGAGAACGAACCUUCCUUCUCUGUCUGGUCGUUGGAUCCCUUCAGGGAACUUUUUUUAUUCAAAGGUACUUUGCAAAAGAAGAGCGGAAGCGCGGAGAAGAAAGAGCGAAGGUCGCUUCGAUUUGGUGCGCGAAUAUUAAAAAUUGAAGGCGACGAGAACGCGACCGGGUGUUGUACGCGAACGGUCGUUUGGAGUUGCGAGUCGCGGUGCUCGGGCGGUUGUUCGUGGCUGGUCGGCGCGAGUCGCGCACUCUCGGGCGCACCCAGGCCCCCGAGACGGCAGUUGUCGCCGAGAAGCGGACGAGAGCACAUCGCCAUGCCUGGAUGCAGUGAACGGAGAGUUGGAGCGAAAUGAUCAAGCGCUGGAGCCCGAGGGCGUCGCCCCUGCGGCUGUCCGAGCUGUCGCCGCUCGCGUCCGAGGACGAUGGUCUGCGGUCAGCCGGCUGCACGGUGGUGCUCGAUCAGCUGCCCUCGGAGCUGCUCGAGUCGCUGUCGUCGGACGGUCACGUCCGAAUGAGUCUGCCGACACCACCGGACUCGGUGCGCGGAGACGACGGCGCCGAGCAGGACACCGUGUCUGAGCUCCUCAGAGACAUGGUCGACCGACUGGACGCGCCGCGGAGGCGCAAGAAAAAAAGCAAGUCAAAACACAGGAGGCACCACCACGAACGGCCGAGGGUCAGUCCGAUCUUCGUGUGGGUCCGACAGGCCGAGGAGGGCGUCAUUGGGGAGGUGUGGUGCGAGGAUUACGACAAACGUAACCGUCUCAGGUUGACCAAGACCCCCGCCGGCUGGCGCGCCAUCCCACGGACGCACACGUUAUCCGAACUGCAGGGCGCCAUCCGGAGGGACAGUGCGGACAGUAUGACGGGAUUAAGUGACGAGGACGAAAUGUCCGAGAGGGAGGAUGGUAAAGUCCAGGUUGCCGAAGUUCAGGUAGACCAAAACCCUGAGCUGGAGGACAACGCCUCCGAGCACCAGGACGACGUCCUUGACAUUCCUGAUCACGAAGAAGAGGAGGAUGACCCUGAACUUGAAGACGUUCCUGAGGAGGAUAAUGAGGAGGAGGAAGAUGUUCCAGACCCUGAGGAAGAAGAGGGCAAUGCCCUUGAAAUGGAGGAAGACGUUCCACCCACCUCUGAGGAAGUUCCGACAGCCAAGGAGGUUGAAGAGCCGGUGGAAAAUUUGGAGGGGGAAGAAAAGAGUGUAAGUGAAAUUCGUACUGAAAAGCUGGAAAGUGAUUACGCGAUGGUUUCACAGGGUUGUGUCAAAAAGGAAGAACUUGAAGACACCGACGAGAAACCGGCAGUUGUUAACCCUGAGUUGGUGGCCGACCUGAGCGCCAAGAAAAAGGAACCAGGCCCAUUACCCUGUCGAAGCCCCUUGCUGCGACUUCCUCCCCUCCCUCGCAAACCCCUCCCCAGCCCUAACCUCCAGCAGCCACCCUGCGAGUACCGCACGCCCAGUCCUGCGCACCAGGCUGUUCCGUUGGCCCUUCCAGGAAUUCCAAGGUCUCUGCAAUCACCCUUGCCCGCCCACGUGCACGAGAGACCCCCCAAGAGGCCCCUGGAAACCCCAGAGGCCCCUGCAAAGAGACUCAAGGGCGAACCAACUCUGAGAGAACUUCUGCGCGAGAAAAAGCAUGAAUCGCGCCUGAUGGAACUUCUGACCACCAGCGUGAGCACCGCUACCCCCAAAAGGCCGCCCCCGGUGGUGCCUUCAGCCCCCAUGGACGCAUUGGCCCAACUGAGGCUAGUCAUGUCUCAACUCAGGGUGCCCGACCCUUUGCUGAUUCCGCAGUCUCGACUGUCGGCGCUGCUGGCCAGUCCGGCCACCGAAAUCCCGCGCCUCCUGGCAGUGCCCCCGUCGCUGCUCGCGCCGGACGUCAUUCCCGUCGCCCUGGACAGACUGCAGGCCCUGCUCCAAAGGCCCGACUCGGAACUAUUGGCCUGGGCGGCCCAGGACUGGGCCCUUCCGGGACCUCCGGCGUGGCCGCCAGCCAGUCUGACCGCCCUCCACCUGGCAGCCAUGGGCUUCUGCCCCCCGCCCCCGAUGGACACUUGGCACACCCCGCCACCCCCAGCCAAGCUGCAGUCGCAGCUCCCCGCUCAGGUGGCGGCCCCCAUGAAAAGCCACCCUGCUCCAGCUGGGCACCAGAAGCCGCGCAUCGCCUGCAAGGCGCUCAGUGACCUGAUGCCCAAGAAGAACAAGGCGCCCAAACAGAGCAGCGCCCCACUAGUCUCGACGCCCUCAAAUCUCACCGUGGGACUCCAGGGGGCGACCAAGAACCUUCCACAACUGUGGCACCCUCUAUUUGGAAGUCACACGAGCGACUCGUGGAACUGGCGGAAGACGGUGCCCGUGCACGGGGACUGAUGGCCCGGUCGAACCUUCGGCCGGACAAAACUGCAACUUCUCGCCUCAUUGUGAUACUUGUCAGCACCGGCGGCGCACCGAGUGCCAUUAGAAAUGUACAUAUCGGCUGCACCCCCGGACAGUGUACGUGAAUCAAAUUCAACCUCUUUGUGCGCGUCGGACUUAAAAGUUAAAAAAAAAAAUGAUGAGAGACAGCCAGAUGAAAACUAUGCGUGCGGCUGGUGCUGACCGAGCAGAUACCAAAGCAUAAUGUUAACAGAUUAAUUAUUUGAGAGACUCUUCCCCUGGCCAGUCAUGAGUGGAUGACAAAACGCAACUUGCCAGUCUUUCGUUCAGCCUUUUCUCUUGACCAUAAACAUUACAAUUCUCUGUUAGAAAGUUUUUCGUCUUUUGAUUUGCUUUUGAUUUUUAUUGUUUUCCACCACCGAGACCAGUCCAUAAUAUAAACACUCGCGGGUACAAAAACGAGAAAAAACAGAAUCGAUGUAUGAAAAAAUUAUUACGUCAGUGGUUGUACUACUAAAUGAGAAAAUAAAACCCUCUGUACAGAAUUAUACAC
Neocloeon triangulifer is the source of this 3450-nucleotide messenger RNA. RefSeq names its product proline-rich protein 36. The transcript has 5 exons. Bases 867 to 2891 code for a protein of 674 amino acids. NCBI's taxonomy places the organism in Eukaryota, Metazoa, Arthropoda, Insecta, Ephemeroptera, Baetidae. The record is from RefSeq and is a predicted model, not a curated record.